AUGGCGGAGAUUGAUAUUGAAUACGUACUCUCAGAGCUUACCUUGAAUGAGAAGGUGUCAUUACUCUCAGGAAUCGAUGGCUGGCACACAGCCGCCAUUCCACGACUUGGAAUCCCGUCCAUUCGCAUGUCAGAUGGACCAAGUGGUGUUCGAGGAACUCGCUUCUUCAAUGGAGUUCCCGCAGCCUGUCUACCAUGCGCUACCGCACUAGGUGCCUCAUUUGACUCUGAGCUCAUCUUCUCUCUGGGGAAACUUUUGGGUCAAGAAUGCAAGGCAAAGGGAGCACAUGUCAUUCUAGGACCUACGAUCAAUAUCCAGCGAGGUCCACUUGGAGGUCGUGGCUUUGAAUCAUUCUCUGAAGACCCUGUGCUUUCCGGUUCCUUGGCGGCCAGUUAUUGUUUGGGUGUGCAGAGUGAGAAUGUUAUUCCGACACCAAAACAUCUUGUGUGCAAUGACCAGGAGCACGAGCGUGUUGCUGUCAGUGCGCUUGUCACUCAGCGCGCUCUUCGAGAGAUAUAUCUUCUUCCCUUUCGGUUAGCCAUGACUGGUGCCAAUCCUGGAGCUUUGAUGACAUCAUAUAACAAGCUCAACGGAUGCCACGCCAGUGAGAGCGCUGAUCUCCUGGAAGAUAUUGUCCGGAAGGAGUGGAAGUACAGCGGUCUUAUUAUGAGCGAUUGGUUCGGCACUUACAGUGUGUCCGAGGCCGUCAAUGCCGGACUAGAUCUUGAAAUGCCUGGCCCAUCCCGGUUUCGUGGGCCGGGCUUGGUGCAUGCUGUCACAUCAAACAAGGUCUCAGAGAGGACAAUCAAUGCCCGGGUCCGUGCUGUCUUGGAAUUGAUAAAACAGGCAAUCAGAUCAAAAAUCCCCGAGAAUGCACCUGAGGUCCAACGCAAUCUUCCCGAGGAUCAAGCAUUGCUACGCAGAGCCGCUGCUGAGUCAAUUGUUCUUCUCAAAAAUGACGAACAAAUCCUUCCUCUCAAUCCUGCCAAACGAACUCUCGUUAUUGGACCUAAUGCGAACAUCGCAGCAUACUGUGGCGGAGGAUCUGCGGCCUUGCCAGCUUAUUAUGCUAUCACACCUCUUCAAGGAAUCACCGACAGCUGCACAGGUGGUGUUACUUUCUCUCAGGGAGUGUACGGUCAUAGAGAGUUACCCCUUCUGGGAGACCAACUAAAGACAGAAGAUGGUCGGACGGGCUACAUAUUCACCGUGUUCACUGAACCCUCCUCCAACAAGAACAGAAAGCCGGUGGAUAUCCUAUACAUGAAGAGCAGCUCUGCCUUUUUGAUGGACUACAAAAAUCCCCAUGUUCACUCAGACCUCUACUACAUUACUAUGGAAGGAAUGUUCGAGCCCACUGAGACUGGGAUCUAUGACUUCGGCCUUACGGUAGCGGGUACCGGAGAGCUCUUCAUUGAUGGGGAAAAGGUUAUCAACAACAAAAUCAACCAACGACAAGGAACUUCGUUCUUCGGUAUUGGAAGGCCAGAAGAGCGCGGCUCCAAAUACCUCAAAGCAAAUCAACAGUACAAGAUUCUUGUUGACUACGGCACCGCACCGACUUCCAAUAUCAAACUCCAUGGGGUUGUGUCAUUCGGGCCAGGAGGGCUGCGAGUCGGCGGUUGCAAACGAAUCGAUGUUGAGUGUGCCAUUCAAGAUGCCGUCAAUCAGGCAGCUACUGCUGACCAGGUGGUAAUCUGUGUUGGGCUCAGCGGUGAAUGGGAAAGCGAAGGAUUCGACCGUCCACAUAUGGACCUUCCCCCCAUGUCAGACGAGCUAGUUGAAAGAGUCCUCGCUGUCAAUGUAAAUGCCGUGGUUGUUGUGCAGAGUGGCACACCUGUGAAAAUGCCAUGGGCACGGAAUACGAAGGCCCUUCUUCAUGCGUGGUAUGGUGGGAACGAAACAGGAAAUGGCAUUGCGGAUGUCAUCUUUGGGAAUGUGAACCCGUCCGGCAAACUUCCCCUCAGCUUCCCAGAGGUAAUUGAACAAAACCCGACAUAUCUGUCUUACCGCUCAGAAGGAGGAAGAGUCCUGUACAGUGAGGACGUCUACGUUGGCUAUCGUUACUAUGAGAAGGUUAAAGUGAAGCCCCAAUUCGCCUUCGGCUACGGCCUCUCCUACACAGAAUUCUGCCUGUCUGUGCUUGCCGUUUCGCAGCCAUUGCAGGCAUUGGAUAGUAUUAAGGAGGAAUUCCUGGAAGUUUCGGUCCUGGUGGAUAAUACUGGAUCUUGCAGUGGCGCAGAGACUGUUCAGGUUUACGUCUCACCGCCGUCCAACGCCCGCAUCGCGCGCCCCGUGAGAGAACUUAAGGGGUUCAAGAAGAUCAAAUUACAGCAGGGCGAGAAAAAAGCGGUUAUGAUUGCGAUCCCUCUUGCCUUGGCGACUAGCUUCUGGGAUGAAAGCAUUUCUGCGUGGCUCAGUGAAGCUGGAGAGUAUAAAGUCACUGUUGUUGGGACUGGUGACCACAACUCUCUCUCAACAGGACUCACGAUUUCCCAUACCAGGGAAUGGAGUGGUCUGUUUGGACCUGCCCUACCGGCUCAAUCAAUGCAUGUCAAUGGAAAUGGGAAGUAA
Penicillium paradoxum is the source of this 2574-nucleotide messenger RNA. Its product is annotated as beta-glucosidase. Gene Ontology annotation, biological process: glucan catabolic process. Bases 1 to 2574 code for a protein of 857 amino acids. The record is from RefSeq and is a predicted model, not a curated record. Gene Ontology annotation, molecular function: beta-glucosidase activity. The transcript has 4 exons. Lineage: Eukaryota; Fungi; Ascomycota; Eurotiomycetes; Eurotiales; Aspergillaceae.